Molecule: messenger RNA, 3066 nt
Organism: Acanthochromis polyacanthus (spiny chromis)
Lineage: Eukaryota; Metazoa; Chordata; Actinopteri; Pomacentridae
Gene: zbtb26
Product: zinc finger and BTB domain containing 26
Exons: 2
Coding region: 185-1510 (441 amino acids)
Biological process (GO): regulation of transcription by RNA polymerase II
Cellular component (GO): nucleus
Molecular function (GO): protein binding; RNA polymerase II cis-regulatory region sequence-specific DNA binding; DNA-binding transcription factor activity, RNA polymerase II-specific
Source: RefSeq, a predicted model, not a curated record
UACAUGUAGGAGGUUUGUCCACAGAGGAUGGACGUCUGGAAGCUCCUGCGCCUUUAAAUGUGUUUUGCAUCCGGAGCAGAUGCUUCAUAUCCUCAGACACUCUGAGGCCACACCGAUACCAGUAGCCCCAGAGUUGUGUUGACAAGCAUAUUUCAGGUGUGCUGCUGCUGUCUCCUGGUUCACUAUGGCCCAGAACCAAGUGAUCCUGCAGUUCCGCUUCGCCACGUUUGGGGAUUCGAUGCUGCAGAAGAUGAACCUCUUGCGACACCAGAGACGCUUCUGUGACGUCACUGUGCGUAUCAACCAGCUAGAGGUUCCCGGUCACAAGGUGGUGUUUGCUGCCGGUUCCUCUUUCUUGAGGGACCAGUUCAUCCUUCAGCAGGACUCCAGGGAGGUCCACAUUUCCAUGAUCCAGGAGCCAGAAGUGGGCCGGCAGCUGCUGCUGUCCUGCUACACUGGCCAGCUGGAGUUUCCUGAGCUAGAGCUGGUGCAUUACCUGACAGUGGCCAGCUUCCUUCAGAUGGGCCACAUUGUGGAGCAGUGCACUCAAGCCCUCAGCAAGUUCAUCAAACCUCCACGACAUCUGGCGGUGAAUAUGAGACGGGACAAGAAGGAGGAAAGUUUCUCUCCCCAGGCACAGAGAGAGCAGGAGCUGUCUCAGGUUAGGACUGUCCAUCAGGAGGAGGAGGAGGAGGAGGAGGUGGUGGAGCAGGUGGAGGGUGAAAACAAUAUUGACAAUGAUGAUGACGUUGUAGAUGAUGAUGACGAUGACGAUGACGACGAUGUGAUUAUACAGCCUAAGAGUCCCGUCCAGAUUCAUCAGAGUCAGCCAAGGCAGAGUAUGGCAGAGAGCGACAUCACCAUAGUCAAGGUGGAGUCUGUCACUGAUGUAGCAGAAAACUCAGUCACUGGUCAUUUCUCCGCCAGUCCUCCUGCUGCGCUCCACUCCCCUGAGCCCCAGCACUCGCUCAUUAAUUCAACUGUGGACAGCCGUGGCAGUGAGGUGGCUGCUCCACCCGGCCUGACCAGAUGCCCCUUCAGCCCCCCUCCUCCAUCUCCUCUGGUAGAGAAGCACAUUGCCUACCAGAGGAACUACGACAAGCCUCUCCAGUGGUACCACCAGUGUCCCAAGUGUGCCCGGGUCUUCCGCCAGCUGGAGAACUACGCCAACCACCUCAAGAUGCACAAGCUGUUCAUGUGCCUCCUGUGUGGCAAGACCUUCACACAGAAGGGCAACCUGCACCGACACAUGCGGGUCCACGCCGGCAUCAAGCCCUUCCAGUGUAAAAUCUGCGGUAAGACCUUCACCCAAAAGUGCUCGUUGUUGGAUCACCUAAACCUGCACAGUGGAGAUAAACCACACCGCUGCAACUACUGUGACAUGGUGUUCGCUCACAAGCCAGUUCUCCGUAAGCACCUCAAACAGAUCCACGGGAAAAACAGCUUUGACAAUGCAAAUGAACGCAGCCUGCAUGAUGGGACGCUUGACUUUGAUUUUGGACGAAUAUGAAAACUGUGACUCAUUUUUUUUAGCAUUUCUGUGAUAAGACGACAUUUACAGACAUUAUAAAGAGGGUGAGCGAGAUGAGCAAAGACUUUGGCUGCUUUCCUAAAGUGGCAGCCUGAUCCAUUUAACUGGAGGACAUAAACUAAGUUUUCCUGGUCUACACGUCACUGUAGCUUCAUUACUGUGGACUUUUGUCUUUUUUGUACAAUACAGUGUAGAAGCCUUCAUAUCAUACUUGAAAAUUCAACACUGAAACAUAAUGACUGAACAUCCGUAGUCAGUUUUAUGAUAAUUAACAUGUCUCUGUGUCUGCCGUGUCCAAUGAGAAAAAUGUUGCAAAGUGUAAAAUAUCCAUUUGUAUAUUGUGUAUACAAUCUGCUGUAGCCUUUCUUUCUUACCUGUGUUAAGAUGACAACAUGGACUUUAGAAGUAAGAGAAACUUGAAUGAGUGUAAGUACAAAAUGUUUUACAGAAGGCAAGCUAUGUCAUUUUGUCUUGGCGACAAAUGCAAUGCCAAAGUGUCUAUGUGAACUAUAAAGGUUCUUCUAUGUAGACUUACUAUCUGCGGUACUAUUGAACCAAAGUGACAUCAUAUCUGUCCUGUGUUUAUAGAAGUCAGUAUGUGUUAUAAGAUUAAAAAAUACUCUUAACCAAAGUUGGAUGCAUAAUCUUACUGUUACACACACCUUAUCACCGUUCAUUUUUCAACAGAAAAUUCCAUUGUGAGUCCAGUGUUUAGUUGUAAUGCAGAAGGAUAACCAGCACAAAUGUUUCAGCUCAGACCUUCCUCAGCUGCAGAUUUGCUUUUACAAGCUUUUUAAUCAGUUUGCAGUGAGAGUAUCUCAAAGUGGCAUGUAAAUGCAUGGAGAGGUGUUUUAACAAAGGUUUCAUUGUGUUCACUGUCGAUAUCUCCACACGUGAAUAGAAGUUCUGCAGAUUUGCAUGCUAAAGAGAUGGCUUUUCCACUCCUGUUGUGCACCUUCACGAAAUCAUCAGUCUGUGCAUGUUGUGUAUUUAGUGUCAUAUUGUAUAUUUAAAUUGUAGGUGUGUGCAGUUGUUCAGGCACACAACAUCAGCUUUGGAGUCAGUAAUGGUGUCUCAUCUUCUCAACCACUUUUCCUUAUGAAAGACAAAAAUUGUAGCAGAACCACAUUUCACUCACUUCAGAGAUGGUUUAUUUACUUCUGCACUCCCAUGGUUCCUCCUGAGGACUGGACCAAUAAGUAGAUGUCAACAGAGUUCGGUUUCUGCAGUUUAACAGUAAUAGAUGAUGUCAACAAGCUGCACUAAGUUCACUGCUUUUUGGCAUGUAUAGUAUACAGCAUCAGAGGCAAAUACUGUACCAUUUAUUUUAUAAUUUAACUACUUUGCUGAUUUAGCUGAAUAAUACAAAAUGUAACCACAUACAUUCUGAUGUAUUAUCAUAACAAUGAGGGGAAAAAAAUGUAUUGAUUCCCAAGAGGAAACUAACAAGCUAAUGUCGUACCAUACCAAGUAGUUUGUGUUGUAUCUACUCUGAGAUGUACGUUGCUUAGAAUAAAAGCAUCUGCUAAAUUAAA